UCAAUUCUGAUUUGUUCUGGUACUCGUGUUCGCCACAAUAUAUAUCUCUAAAUAACGAAAUGUAACAACUGAUUAGAUCUGUUCGUUUUCAACUGAGAGUUUUGUGUCACGUACUGAAUUGCAAAUUCGUCUCGAGUGACAAAAAUUGUCUCUAGUUUAAAAUCUCAAAUUUAUAAACGUGUGAAUGUAUCAAAGUACUGAAUUCCGAUGUUAGUAUAAGUUAGAACUCGAUGAUAGGAGAAGGCUAUCAUCGUUUCAUUCUCUCGCAAACUAUGAGAUGCCGUACUAAAACCAAAUUUCCGCGUUUGAACAGGGUUUAACAAACGAUACUACUAGUUUUAUAGAGUUACCGUAGCAAUUGUUGUAUAGUGUUUUGUUAUUAUAAUGUUAUUCUGUCUUAUUUUGAAAACUUUUUUCUUGUGUAGAAAAACCUGUAAAGAAAAAAAAUAGUACAAGUAAGAAUUGAAAAGUGAACAGCUAGCAGAGGAAUCAAUGAGAUUUUUAAUUCGAAUAGUGAUUUCGGUUCGUGUGUUGGAUAUUCUCAAAUAUAUAAAUUUUAAAUUUGUGUAUACAUCCAUAUGUAGUUCGUGAAAAAAUUCUCUAUCAUCAUAAAAAAAUUAAGUAAUUUACGCUCAUUUCCCAAAGCGUUUAAAAGCCUUAGAAGUUUUAUAAAAACUUUUAUAUAUUGGUGUUUGUUAAUACUAAGUCACUGUAAAGUAAGAUUAUCUUAUGGACAUGCAGACUUUAACUAAAAAAACAUUUGUCCAUACGUGUACAUAUUACCAAUCGGUAGUUAAAGUGUCAAAAUAUAAUAUAAGAAACCAUUAUUAGAAUAGUUUUGCAGAUUAACUCGACAAGUUUGUUUCUACACAAAACCUUCAAAACGGAAAAUUGUAUACAAAUGGCAACUGUAGGAGCAACUUCGUCGGCGACAGCACACGCUACCAGUGUCGUGGUUCUGGAUCGCGGCAACAAUACAACAUGUACCAUAAAUCUGCAUGGUGCAACUGUUGUUUCGUGGCGUGUUAAUAAUCAGGAGCAACUAUUUGUAAGCAAACUUGCCUCAUUUGAUGGGAAAAAAGCUAUACGUGGCGGCAUACCUUUCGUAUUUCCUCAAUUUGGACCCUGGUCAUUUGGUCCGCAGCACGGAUUUGCACGUAUAACUAGAUGGAAUUUGGAGCGAUCUCCAGAACGCUUGCACAAUGGUGAUGUUGAAGCUAUUUUCUCUUUGACGGACAACGAAUUUACUCGUUCUAUGUGGAAUUAUCAAUUUCGUAUUACAUAUCGACUGAUUUUACGAGAAAAGGAGUUACAUUUUCACAUUGGAGUAUAUAACCCCAGCAAGGAUUUAUCUUUCACUUUCAAUAUGCUGUUGCAUACGUAUUUAAAAGUUCCUGAUGUACGCCGUUGCCAAAUAACCGGUUUGCAUGGUUGCACAUUUAUUGAUAAGACUCGUGAAGGUGCUAUUUAUCAAGAAGGACGUGAAAUAGUAACCAUUGGCGAAUGGACGGAUCGAAUCUACCAACACACUCCACAAGAACAUGUCAUAACGAACGUUGUGUCCGGAAGAAAAAUGCGAUUACAAAAAUACAAUUUUCCUGACACAGUUAUUUGGAAUCCAUGGAUAGAUCAAGCAAGAGAAAUGAGCGAUUUUGGGGAUGAUGAAUUUCCCAAUAUGCUGUGCGUGGAGUCGGGUCAUGUGUCAUCGCCGGUUAUUUUACUACCAGGUACCGCAUUUGAAGCCAGCCAAAUACUGCAGAUCAUAAUCGAGGGAAAUGUCAAUAGAAAAAGCAAACGAAAUCGCUAACGUUUAAAGAAUCGGAACCCGCAGAGGUAAACCGAUUUAUAAAAGCCAAAAUUACAUAAUUAUUAGACGUUCAGAUGAAAACUAAGCUGGAGAAGGAGAAAGAGAUCGUCAAUUUACUCAACAGCAAAAUAAAGCACUCCAUUAAAUCAAAAUAAAUUUGGAAAUUAUAUAUAUAUGUAUUUAUAUAAUGUAGACGUGAUUGAAAAUUACAAAUGUGAACUGAAUUAAAUUAAAUGUUCUAAUUUUGACUUAAGUAAUUAAAAAUUUUUCAACAAAAAUAUAUAAUGACUCAAAUUAUAUAAAGGAACUUUGGUGUUAUAUUACGAAAUUUUCACAAAGUUUUGCAGACAUUGUUAGUUCAAAAUAAAAGGUGCUAAGUCAGUGCGUUCAAUUAUAUAAUUAAUUAGUUCAACUCAACUAUCUGGAAGGUUCUAAAGAAAUGUAUUACUGAUCUCUGCAUGUAUUAUUAUGAUAAGUAUGGUCAUAAUAUAUACAAAGCAAAAAGAAAUCAAGAGAAAUUAUUUGAAAUUUGUUGAAAUAAAGCAAAGUUUGCCAAUGGCUUCUAAUAUAUGUAACUUAUAAAAAGGUGUUUAUAUGUAUAUGUUUCUAGUUUAAUAUGCAAAGAUAAUUAACACCAAAAAACUCUAUACAUAUAAAGGCCCGAGGCAUACUUCUGUAAAAAUAUUUUUAAAUUAUUUUUUUAUUUAAAUUUUUAACUGAAGGUUACACAUUCAGUAAUAUUCAAUGAUUUGUCACUAAUACUUGUACGCAUAGCAUAAUAUAAAAUGUACCAACUACUUAACGUAAACACAUAUUUCGCAACUCUCAUAUAAUUAAUGUUCUUAACUCAUGUUAGUCAUCUUUUAUUCGCUAGGCGUUAGAGAGACUGACAGCAUUUAAAGUUCAAUUGUGUCUUAAGAUGCCACUUCCAUAACGGCUACUAUUUAUCUAAAAUACCACUAUUUUCAAUAUAUUAAUCUAAAAAUUUUACAUAUGUAAACGUUUAUAAUACAUAUGUACAUACAUCUCACUAUUUACCAUUCCAUCUUCAUGUACAGUGUAUCAUAACGGUUGCUAAAUUUUCUUAAAAAAGUCUCAAUUGAAUCGAUACCAAUUUAUUAUUUAAUUGUGGUUUUGUUUUGUUAAUUGACAUUUGUGUCCUACCGUUGUUACUCUACUUUUUAUUUUCACAAAAGCUCGUCUCUCUGUAUGGGUAAUAUUCCGAACAAGAUUUUCCUGUUGUCGUUGAAGCUUUUAGUAUUUCAUUGUGUCUGCGCAUAUAAAUUUUAAUUAAUUUGUUAAUGAAUUUUUAAAUAUUAUUAACCAUUUAAAUACUAUAUAAUCAUUAACAUUUAACUAUUGUUAACUUAAAAAAUGAAAGCCCUGCAAUAUCAAGAUAUUUCAAAUUAUGUAAUUCAAAAAGUAUAUUUUGUAUUUGAGAAUGCAUUAAUCUUCCAGUUUAUUUAUAUAUAUGAAUAUUUUUUUUUUUAAACUAAAACUAAGAUUUUGUAACCACAAUAAUUGAAUAAGUAUUGACUUAAACAAAAAUGGUGCUCAAAUAAAUUUAUGAAUAAGUCUAACUUUAUACAUUUUAUAUGAAUGUUUUGUAAACAUGUAUUUUGUAUAUGCUCAGUUAAAACGUUACAGAUUAUAGUAUACAUAUACGUAUGUAAGAGAACAUAUGAAUCAUUGUGAUAAUGUGUAUUACAUAUAAUUUUGUUUUACAGGUAUGUUUUGUACAUAAUAAAAAUGAUAUCCAUGUUAAAUAAUCAACAUUUCAACAAAUGAAUAUAUACAGUAGCGAGCAAAGCCGUUCUGAUGUUCAUCACUUUUGCAUUUUACAAUAAAUAUUUUUAAACAAUUUUAUGAUAACUCAAA
Bactrocera oleae (olive fruit fly) is the source of this 3685-nucleotide messenger RNA. The record is from RefSeq and is a predicted model, not a curated record. Lineage: Eukaryota; Metazoa; Arthropoda; Insecta; Diptera; Tephritidae.